AUGCCGGCAUCAUUGGGUUCGUUGAUAAAUCAUAACAGGCGGCUAGAAGUGGUUGACACGGGAAAGCACCUGGAAAAUAACCCCGCGACAGAUCAGAUAUGUGAGUGGGCGGAAAUAGGAAUAUAUAACGGUCAGCUCCCGGCAUACUUCCUUCCAACCACCUUGCUCUCUGGCCUGCAGAGUCGUCACCAUACACACCAAUUUGUGCUCCAGCUACUGGACUGCUACGCGAAAUCAAAACGACCUAGUACCUACAUAAUGAUCUCCUCUCUGUUCAAUGCGGCAGCUCUCCCAGAAGCCUGGAGUCCCAGGCUUUGA
Aspergillus puulaauensis is the source of this 318-nucleotide messenger RNA. RefSeq lists its product as uncharacterized. The coding region runs from base 1 to 318 and encodes 105 amino acids. The transcript has a single exon. NCBI's taxonomy places the organism in Eukaryota, Fungi, Ascomycota, Eurotiomycetes, Eurotiales, Aspergillaceae. The record is from RefSeq and is a predicted model, not a curated record.